UCAGCAACUCGAGCAGUUUUGUGAUUGUCGAGGCAUUAUAAAAUUUGGAUAUUGAGCUAGUUCAUAAAACAUUCUCGGCUAAAACGCUCAAAGGAUCAUGGGGUGGAGUUGGAAGUUCUUUUUUAUUUGGGGGGCUAUACUUCUCCAUUUGAGGUCAACUCACCAGGCAACUAACUUGGCUCUGGGUGGAGUGGCAGUGUCGUCGACAGUGUGGAACUACCACCAUCGACCAAGCAAUGCAAAUGAUGGCAGAGAUGAAACAAACCAAUAUUACCAUCACAGCUGUUUUUCCACUCUGCAGCAGACGGACCCCUGGUGGAGGCUGGACUUGGGGGGUCUGUAUGACAUCUCAACCAUUGAACUCAUCCGAAGAACAGAUUGCUGCAGCAAUCAGCUUGAUGCGGCAGAAAUCCGCAUUGGUAACUCACUGGAAAACAAUGGCAACAACUCUACCAGAUGUGCAGUCGUCCCUGUGAACAGUAUUGUUAAAAUGACCUUCCAUUGCAACCAGAAGAACGUACGCUUCGUCAACCUUUUCCGACCAGGAAUUCGUAGUCAACUUCAAGUUUGUGAGGUCAAAGUGUUCGCUGCAACCCCCAUCACAGGAGCUAACGUGGCUCUGGGUGGAGUGGCUGUGGCGUCUUCAAUGUUUGACAUUUACCAUAAACCAAGCUUAGCCAUUGAUGGCAAACCGUAUUCAGACCACCAAUUGAAAGGGAGCUGUUUUAGCUCUUGGACACAAGAUAACCCCUGGUGGAGAUUGGACAUGCGGGGUCCGUAUGACGUCUUAUCAAUUGAAGUCAUUCAAAGAACAGAUUGCUGUGACUAUGUGCUGAAUGGGGCAGAAAUACGCAUCGGUAACUCACUGGAGAACAAUGGCAACAACAAUCCCAGAUGUGCAGUCAUCACCGUGACCAGUAACGCUACCAUCACCUUCAACUGUAUCCACAUGCAAGGACGCUACGUCAACGUAAUCCUCCCUGGAGUAAAUAAGUAUCUUUCGCUGUGUGAGGUCAAAGUGUACGCCACUACCCAACUUACAGGAGCUAAUGUUGCACCCAGAGGAAUACCUACGCUGUCUUCAGCUCCUGCUUCUGUAGAAUCUACUCCAAAUAUGGCUAUUGAUGUAUUUCCGGGGCCGUGGUAUGCUUAUGAAACCUGUGCCUCAGUCGCCCUGCAAGACAACCCAUGGUGGCAACUUGACCUGAGGAGUAUCUACCGCAUAACUGCUGUGUCUAUCCUCAGCGCAGGAGACUGCUGCUCGGGGCAGCUGAACGGUGCCGAGGUCCGCAUCGGCCUCAGCAAGGACGUUAGCAACCAGAGGUGUGCCAUCAUCUCCGUUUCAGAGGGACAGCAGGAAUACAACUACCAAUGUGGAAUAAUGGAAGGACGCUUUGUACAUGUUUAUCUUCCUGGUCUACAGAAGACUUUGACUGUUUGUGAAGUAAAGGUGUAUGGUACUGUGCUUGAAAACGUGGCUUUGAGAGGAAUGGCUUUUCAUUCUUCCUCAAGUCUGGAACCCAGUGAGGCCAGCAAAGUCAUAGAUGGCAACCAGUUUUCCACCUGCAGCAUUGGCAAUGAACAGCCUGGUCCAUGGGUAACAGUGGAUCUAGUGGUUCCUUACAGUGUGACUGCGAUCCAGCUCACCUACAGUGCUGGCUGCUGCUAUAGUUAUGAUGUCCGAGUAGACGAUGCAAGCUGUGAGGUCAUCCCCAGUAAUUCAUAUUCUUUGGUGACCCUGGAUUGCGGUGGGAUUGUGGGUCGCUAUGUGACUGUGAUCCAUCAUGGCAUAGCACCGCCUCUGUGCGAGGUGGAGGUCUAUAGCACUUUGGAAAAUCUUCAAAACAGAUUCCCUCAGCUCCCGCCGCCCUCUGAUUACUGCUACGACGCUUCCUGUGGGCGUGACUACAUUCUCGUUCACAAUGAACCUAAAACAUGGUUCGAAGCCCAGACCUUCUGCAGAGAGAAGUACACGGACCUGGCCACAAUCAACAACGUUCAGGACAUGUCUAGGGUCGUUGAACAAAUGGGGAAUUACUCCAACGACCUUUGGAUCGGGCUGUAUGAAGACGUUGUUACCUGGAGGUGGUCUCUGUCAGAUGAGACUUAUUACGGAGCUAGUGAAGCUGAGUUCCGGAACUGGGGUGCUGGUGAACCCAAUCUUGAGAGUGUCACCCAGGACUGUGCAGGCAUACAACACACGGGUGAAUGGAAAGACCUGCAAUGUGACUUACUUAACUUCUUCCUAUGCUUUGAUGGCAGAGCAGGUGCACAUCAAAGCAAAGUUCUCGUGGAAACAGCUAUGAAUUGGGCUGAGGCUCGUAGCUACUGCUGGAAACACCACACCGACCUGCUCAGUGUGAGAAACCAGGCUGAGAACCAGGAAAUCCAGAGCAUGCUGCCGGAAGGAAAGCUGGCCUGGAUCGGCCUCUUCCAAGACUCCUGGAAGUGGUCUGACGGGAGUUACUCCUCGUUCAGAUACUUGUCUCGGCAACAACCCCUUCUAGGAGAGGGUCCGAACUGUGCUCAUGUUUACGACAGGAAAUGGAACGUCAGGUCCUGCGACACUAAAUCGAUGUUUCUCUGCUACAAGUUUAAGAAGAGAACUUUUGUGAGGAUCAAUGCUGACAUUGACAUGAGUGACCCACUCAUCCAACAACAAAUCUUGAGCCAGCUGGAGGCAAAAAUGAAAAACAAGGGAUUAAUUGAGUUCAAGACCAGCUGGAAGAUGACAGGAAAACCACAACAACCACCCAUUUAAUCCACCUGUAUAGUUUUACACUACGCUCGUGUAACUUCUGUAUGUGUAUGUAACACUCUCAGGGACUUUAAACACAAGUUGUGUGUAAGAAUUCACUUCUUUGCAUAUAGUCUAGAGACAGUGUGAAAGCAAGGGCUCAUAACAUUUUAGCUUAUUACUUUUUUGCUGAUUGAAGUUGAAUAUGAUGUCUUAGUAAAAAAUAAACCAAAUUUCAGUCUGACCUCUGCAUUGAGUGUCUGUUUUUAAAUACUGAUUUUGUUUUGAUUUUGAUUCCCUUUAAGUUUUUUCUGUAAAGAGCCUUUGUGAAUAGUUCUGUAGGAGAGUUUAGCUUUUAGAAAUUCCACUUAUUUGUGUACUUGAGCAAACAAAUGCACUAUUUUAAACCUCUUUGUUUAAACGUACUCAAUGUAACUAGUACAAAAGCUUGUAUUUUAGUUGCUUUUUGCCAUGUGCUUUUUUUUGCAAGUUAAUUGUUACAAAAUGUAAUUAAGUGAACAUGCAAUUUCAGAUCAGAAAUGAGUGUGGU
Eleginops maclovinus (Patagonian blennie) is the source of this 3287-nucleotide messenger RNA. RefSeq lists its product as uncharacterized. The transcript has 14 exons. The coding region runs from base 98 to 2761 and encodes 887 amino acids. Lineage: Eukaryota; Metazoa; Chordata; Actinopteri; Perciformes; Eleginopidae. The record is from RefSeq and is a predicted model, not a curated record.